Molecule: messenger RNA, 396 nt
Organism: Emiliania huxleyi CCMP1516
Lineage: Eukaryota; Haptophyta; Isochrysidales; Noelaerhabdaceae
Exons: 2
Coding region: 1-396 (131 amino acids)
Source: RefSeq, a predicted model, not a curated record
AUGCCCGUGCUGGCGAUGGUUCUUUAUCUCGUUGCCUGGAAUCCGACGCCUCCAAAGGUGCACGGCUUGCACCAACACACAAAGUGCUCCAUGCUCGCCGCCGACGAGAGCGACGAGGCGGUCACGCCCUCGACGACGACCGAUUGGCGCGUGGAGCGGGCUCGGCUGACUCGCCAGCACUCACAGGCUGUGCUUCGUCGGCCGCGUAGAUUUCUGCCGUGCUCGGCAGCCAGCGAAUGGGCUCAGCAGUUGGGAUUGUCGACGCGGGAGGAGUGGGACGACUGGCUUGAGCUUGGGGAGGGAUGGUCCAGCUACGUGCCGAGGGACCCCGAGUCGCACUACACAAAGCUUGGCCAGUGGCUCGGCUGGCGCGCAUGGCUAACGGGCGAGGCUUAG